AUGCCCUUUGAUCUUACCAAAGUCAUUAGACCCAAUAUUUUGGCAUUGAAACCAUAUCGAUGUGCUAGAGAUGAUUAUAGUGAAGGUGUCUUAUUGGACGCCAAUGAAAAUGCCUAUGGUCCUGCUUUGACAGGUGAACACAAGGGAGACUUGAAUCGAUACCCAGAUCCAUAUCAAUCUCAAGUGAAAGAACGUAUUAUGAACCUUAGAGGACUAAAGUCUAUUCAAAACCUAUUUUUGGGCGUUGGUUCAGACGAAGUAAUUGACUUGCUCAUUCGAAUUGCUUGUGUGCCUGCAAAAGACAAGAUCUUGAUUACUCCUCCUACCUAUGGAAUGUACUCUGUAUGUGCUCAAAUUAACGAUGUUGAAGUUGUCAAGUCUAAGCUUGUAGUUGAAAAUGGUGCUUUCCAACUUGACCUGGAAAAUGUCUUUUCUUGCAUUAAGACAAACCCAGAAAUUAAAAUAGUCUUUUUGUGUUCACCAGGAAAUCCUACAGGCACUUGUCUGACUCACGACAGUAUUCGUGCUGUUUUAGAAUCCGAUUACCAGGGCCUUGUUGUUGUUGAUGAAGCAUAUGUUGACUUUGUUGAUAAGGAAGAAGGUUCAGUUGCCACCUGGGUUGAUAAGUAUCCCAACUUGGUUGUCAUGCAAACACUCAGUAAAAGCUUUGGUCUUGCUGGCAUCAGGCUAGGUAUUGCUGUAGGACAUCCUGAGUUGAUUCAAAUCUUGAACAACACAAAGGCACCUUAUAACAUCGGUACACCCAGUGCCCUGAUUGCUGCUGAAGCAUUAUCAGAAGAAGGCCUGCAAAAGAUGCACGAUUACCGUCAACGUCUGAUCGAUCAACGUGGAUUGUUGAUUGAAAAGUUAAAGGCUAUCUCUGGUACAGGCCGUAUCUUGGGCGGUAAUGAUGCCAACUUUGUUCUUGUCGAGAUUCUCGGAUCCGAUGGACAGCCCUGUAAUGAUCGUGCUCACAAAGUUUACAGCAUGAUGGCUGAAGCUCUGGGCGUUGUCGUUCGUUUCAGAGGAACAGAGUAUGGCUGUAACGGAUGUCUGAGAAUCACCGUGGGCACUGAAGAAGAGAAUGCAAAGAUGCUUAAUAUGCUGGAAAAGGCAUUGAAGGAUACAGCCUAG
Rhizopus microsporus ATCC 52813 is the source of this 1134-nucleotide messenger RNA. Its product is annotated as histidinol-phosphate aminotransferase. The record is from RefSeq and is a predicted model, not a curated record. Gene Ontology annotation, molecular function: pyridoxal phosphate binding; L-histidinol-phosphate:2-oxoglutarate transaminase activity. Bases 1 to 1134 code for a protein of 377 amino acids. Lineage: Eukaryota; Fungi; Mucoromycota; Mucoromycetes; Mucorales; Rhizopodaceae. The transcript has 2 exons. Gene Ontology annotation, biological process: L-histidine biosynthetic process.